Molecule: messenger RNA, 2153 nt
Organism: Salvelinus sp. IW2-2015
Lineage: Eukaryota; Metazoa; Chordata; Actinopteri; Salmoniformes; Salmonidae
Source: RefSeq, a predicted model, not a curated record
AUGACAGGAUUUCACUAUGAAAUGUGUAAUGACACAGAAAAGAAGGACUUUGAGAAGGCCAUUGAGACCAUUACAGUUGCUUUUAGUAGAAAUGUGUCAGAGCUGCUGAUGGGGGAGGUGGACAGCAGUACCCUACUGUCCCUGCUGCCAACAGAGAAGAGCAGGUCUAUGGAGAACCUGUACAGGGCAUCAGGUCAGGGGCUGGAGGGAGCUCAGAUGAGGGAUGACCUGCAGGACUUUGGCCGGGCCGAGGAGGUGGACAUCAUGCUGCAGCGUAGUGAAGGGGGAGUGGACUCUGCUCUGGCCUACGCCAAGACCAUCUAUAAAUACAUGAAGKACCUGAUGAGCUACGUGGAGAAGAGGACCUCACUGGAGGUGGAGUUUGCCAAGGGCUUACAAAGACUGUACCAGUCCAGCAAGCACAGCAUCACACACGUAAGCCCUGCUCUCUCAAGCACCACAUGCCCUUCUACUCCAUCUACUCUCUGGCUCUGGGGCAGAGCAGUGGGGGUGCAGCAGGCCACCUCCACACUGCACAGCCAGACCUUCCUACAGCCUCUGACGCAGCGUAAACACAAGCAUGAGAAGAAACGGAAGGAGAUCAAGGAACAGUGGGACUGAGCCAAGAGGAAACUGCUGGAAUGUGAGUCUAACCUGCGCAAGACCAAGCAUGGCUACAUGGCUCGCUGUGAGGAGCACAACAAGGCAGCCACUAGCAGAGCAGCAGAGGAGGAGGGGGGAGGCUCCACCUCCAAGUCUCUGGGCAAGAAGUUACGAGCGGAAGAAGAGGCUCGCAACAAGACUGAGGAGGCAGAGGCCACCUACAGGACGUGUAUAGCAGACGCCACCACCCAGCAGCAGGAGCUGGAACAUGUGAAGGUCAAUGUGCUCCGACUUCUGCAGGAGGUCAUCAAACAGAGUGACCAGACCCUGCGCUUGGCUACCAUCUCGUACUACCAGAUAAUGCAUAUGCAGACAGAGGCGUUGCCGGUCCACUAACAGACUCUGUGUGAGAGCAGUAAGCUGUAUGACCCAGGACAGCAGUAUGCUGCCCACGUCCGAGACCUGCAGCUCACUAAGGAACCAGAGGUCACCUACCAGUUUGAGCCCUACACCGCCACUGCAGCCUCCACACAUUGCACCAAGAUUAAACCAGCUCGAACCCGUAACGACAGCUUCAACACAGACCAGCAGAGCACCUCUGAGGGUCAACCCAGCACCGGAGAGACCAUGACCGACGAGGACCGCAGUGCUGAAAAUGCCAGAAAGAGACAAGGCCACAAAUCGUGGGGUUCUACAGUGAGUGAUGCAGACAGUGUAGGUGGCCUGGAAUCUCCUACCACCAGUACAGGUGACAUCAGUAAAAUGGCGUGCACCUCCUCCACCGGGACCAUGUCAUCAAAUGAGGGUCCAGAUGAGAAGGACGGGAACGUGGCCUCCUUCCAAGCACCAAACAUAAAUGGCAUGGAGCCAGAGAUGGCGGUUCCAACCGGAUCUUUCCGGAACAUUGGGCUCUCCAARGCCGCCCAGACCCACCGGCUGCGUAAACUCCGCACCCCGUCCAAGUGUCGGGAGUGCGACAGCUACGUGUACUUCCAGGGAGCAGAGUGUGAGGAGUGUUUCCUGGCAUGUCAUAAGCGGUGUUUGGAGACGUUGGCCAUCCAGUGUGGCCAUAAGAAGCUGCAGGGUAGACUCCAGCUGUUCGGCCGAGACUUCUCCCAGGUGUCCAGCGACAGCUCCAAUGACAUCCCCUUCAUCAUCACUAAGUGCAUCUCCGAGAUAGAGAGACGAGCCCUGAAGAUGAAGGGUAUCUACAGAGUGAAUGGGGUGAAGACUCGUGUGGAGAAGCUAUGUCAAGCAUUUGAGAACGGCAAAGAACUAGUGGAGCUAUCGCAGUGUUCCCCCCACGACAUCAGCAAUGUCCUUAAGCUCUACCUCCCGACAGGAUUGCAGAGUUCGAGCAGGACAAYAAGAUGAGUCCCAGUAACCUGGGCAUUGUGUUUGGCCCCUCUCUGAUGCGGCCCCGGCCCACUGGGGCCACAGUGUCCCUGUCCUCUCUAGUGGACUACCCCCACCAGGCCCGCAUCAUAAAGACUCUCAUAGUCUUUUACACAGCCAUCUUCCAGUCCUCCAGCCGUCACCCAUUCUCCACC